AUGCUCGCCAGACUCCUGUCCAUCGCAACCAUCUUCGCUUCCCUCGCCCUCCUUCCCUCCCUCGCCACGGGCAGCGGCAUUGCCUCCAUCCUCCUCGGGCACUGCAGCAAAUCGACCGACACCUGCAAUAAGGACGUCAAAGUUUACGGCGACCCGUCUUGGGAUCAAGGCGUCCCCCAGAAAAAUGACAAGGGAGAGGACAGCCCCUGCAUCGGAUUCAAGUCCAUCUCUGAGUACAGCCUGAAGGUGUGCGCCUGCUCCAAAUGCACGGGCUGUCCUGGAUCGCAGUGCGAGGAGGCACCCAAGGAUCGAUGUGUUGGAGCUUUUGCUUCGGGGGUCUUCCAUAGUAUUUGUGCGCUCAAUCUCACCUCACGCAGUGGGCCAGCCCGGUUGGGCGAGCCUACGUGGAUGAAGCUGCGGUAUGACUCGCGCUGCCUUGCCCUCUGA
Messenger RNA from Jaminaea rosea, 447 nucleotides. RefSeq lists its product as hypothetical. NCBI's taxonomy places the organism in Eukaryota, Fungi, Basidiomycota, Exobasidiomycetes, Microstromatales. The record is from RefSeq and is a predicted model, not a curated record. The coding region runs from base 1 to 447 and encodes 148 amino acids. The transcript is spliced from 2 exons.